Molecule: messenger RNA, 1599 nt
Organism: Colletotrichum truncatum
Lineage: Eukaryota; Fungi; Ascomycota; Sordariomycetes; Glomerellales; Glomerellaceae
Product: fungal specific transcription factor domain-containing protein
Biological process (GO): positive regulation of transcription by RNA polymerase II; DNA-templated transcription
Molecular function (GO): zinc ion binding; DNA-binding transcription factor activity, RNA polymerase II-specific; sequence-specific DNA binding
Source: RefSeq, a predicted model, not a curated record
AUGACAUUUGCUCGACUUGUGUUGGCAGCCGCAACUAAUGAAGAGGUACCAGACCCAACCGAAGAUAGUUUUCCGGCGAGGGCAGAAGCUUUGGCUGUUAUUCAGUAUUACACAGCCAACAUCUAUGCCCUGUUCCCCUGUUUUUCCGAAACACAUCUUCUCACGGUUCUUGAUGACGUCUACCAGCAAGAUGAGAGGGUGAAGGAACACCUGAAGGAUGCUGACUUUUGGCUCUUGUACAUGGUUCUUGCCAUUGGUUAUACUGCACAAAGUAAAAACGGGCAGGACGAGUACUAUCGUCGCGGCCUUGACUUCGUUGCCCGCGCACUGCCCUUUGCCGACAAGGCUUUGAUGCCCGGGUAUCCAACGCAGAUCCAGUCGCUUAUUCUAUUUACGCAAUAUUCAAUGCUCGAUCCAGCGCAUUUCGACAGUUGGUAUCUGAUUGGUUUCGCGAGCAGGGCGGUCGUUGACCUUGGGUUCCACCAAGAUCCUCCGCUGCUCCAAGUCCCCGACAAGGCCGCCCUUGAUAUUAGGAGAAGGAUGUUUUACUGCGUAUACGCGCUUGACAGGACUAUCAGCAUGAUUCGCACAAGAUCAUUCUCAUUCACAGACGACUCAAUCAACGUCGAGUACCCUACCGCAUCGGGACCAUCGUCAGGGCCAAUCACCGGCCCUCAGUCUGCGGAUCCGGCCCUGCUCCUGUUUCAAUUACGACGCACCCAGUCAGAGUGGUAUCAAACCCUAUUCCAAGCCGACUCGGCGCCUCUCCCCGAUGCAGCCUCGUUCAUCUGGCAAAUGUGCCUGGAGAUGCGGGAAUGGCACGAGAGUUUGCCCGACAAUCUACCCUCUGGCAUUCGGGAACUGUUUGAGCUCGAGUUGAGAUACAGCUACAUUUACUGUCUUGCACCCAGUGAUCGAUCUCCUCGCCUGACCGACUACGCCCGGAAGCUCAUUUUCGAACACGCCAUCACAUACAUCAAUACCAUGCACAGCGUUGCACACGGCGCAGCCAAUACGGCAUUCUAUACAUCACUCGACGCGCUCAAGGUAUACUUUGUUGCAAUGCAGUUCUUUACAGUCUUCAAUGCAGCUCGCGAGCUUCUUCUCUCGGAAACGAGGAUCAUCCCACCCAUCACACGGCCGGGAACGGCGCCACCCCCUCCCUUGCCUCACCGCCCUGUCGGUAGCGAAAAUGUUGUGGACAGAAGCAUCCGGUGCUUACAACAAGUGGUGGAAACGCUAAACACCUUUUCCCAGCGCUGGGAUAUUGCUUCGCAGUUGAAAUCGACCUUCGAGACGAUAUCAUCAGAGUUGUUCUCCUGGCUCCAGGUUCAGCGGCAGAUGAGAGAUCAGCAACCGCAACAGCCACACCACCCGCAACAUCAGCAACAACAACAGAUGAUUCCCGGGCCCUCGCCACCGCAACUCCAGCGUUCCAUUCACCCAAAUCCCCAGGUCCUCAUGACACCUCCGCAUAUGCAGAUGCAGGGCAUGAUGCAGCAGCCUGGACAGCCGAUGGUGCAGUAUAGAUGGAUGGGAGACGGCGCAGGUCAGGUCAUGCCCGGCAUGCCACCGGGACAUGGCGGCCCGCCCAGGUGA